Echinops telfairi (small Madagascar hedgehog) is the source of this 1037-nucleotide messenger RNA. It is a transcript of the gene LENG1, whose product is annotated as leukocyte receptor cluster member 1. The transcript has 4 exons. The coding region runs from base 51 to 815 and encodes 254 amino acids. Lineage: Eukaryota; Metazoa; Chordata; Mammalia; Afrosoricida; Tenrecidae. The record is from RefSeq and is a predicted model, not a curated record.
UCGUAAGUGGUAGCUGACGGGUGUGACAGCCCGACGACGGUGACGGAGCCAUGAAUAUCUUGCCCAAGAAGAGCUGGCACGUCCGGAACAAGGACAAUGUGGCCCGCGUGCGGCGCGACGAGGCUCAGGCCCGGGAGGAGGAGAAGGAGCGGGAGCGGAGGGCGCUGCUCGCUCAGCAAGAGGCCCGCACUGAGUUCCUGCGAAAGAAAGCACGUGGGCACCAGGACGCUCCGCCAGCGCUGGAAGCCGGGGAGCCGCGAGCUGGCCCCGUGGACCUGUUUCGCGAGCUGCUGGAGGAAGGGAAGGGGGCUAGCCAAGGCAACAAAGAGUACGAGGAGGAAAAGCGACAGGAGAAGGAGAGGCAAGAGAAGGCGCUGGGCAUCUUGACCUACCUGGGCCAGAGUGCAGCUGAGGCACAGACACAGCCCCCGUGGUACCAGCUGCCCCCCAGCCGAGGGGCACCCCCAGCGGGGCCCGGCCCUGACGAGAAGGUCAAGGGCCGCCUGGACCCCCUGCAGGAGAUGCAGAGGCACUUGGGGAAGAAGCGGAAGCACAGCGACCCCAGCAGGAGGGAGGUGCCGGCAGAGAAGCUGCGGCCCAGUGGGUCCCCGACCCUGGAGCAGCUGCGAGCAGAACGCCUCAAGCGGGAAGCAGUUGAAAGGGCCCGGGCGGAGGUCUUGCUGGCCCGGGUCCGGGGCGGACAGCCCCCGGAGGACACAGAGGAGAUGGACGAGCGACGACGGGGCUACAACUCCCAGUUCAACCCGCAGCUGGCCCGGCGCCCCCGCCACCAGGACUCCCAACCUCCCCGCUGACCCCGGUGGAGGCUCCCGACUCAGGAUGAAGCCCUUGGCCAGGCCACCUCCCACCUCUCCUCCACCGACAGGAGGUUCUACUGCAUAAAGGACCCAGGGGCACACAGCCCCACCCUGGGUCACAGCCCACCCCCCCAGCCAUCUGAGACUCCCAAGGGGAACAGGAGAGGCCGCUGCUGCCAGCAUCAUAUAAAACUAUUUAUUCAUAAAUAUUUUCCAAAA